AGGACGCGUAUCCAUUGCCAAUAGUUUCUCAGCUUUUUGAAAGAAAAUAAUAGUGCUUGACGUCAUGAGAACGAUGAAUUUAUUUUAGCAAAGUGGUGCCGUUUUCGUGGUGACAUUUGUGUAAGAUAAUUAAUGUGUUUAGUGAAAUAGCGAAAAUGGAGACUGAUUGGAAUGUCGAAGAUCCACCGACACCGAAGGUGACUUCUCUGACAUCAUUAGACACAGGAGUGCGGCCCGCGCCCAGCGGGGCUGCGUACGUCGCAGAGAGGAACACAUGUUUGAAUUUAUUUUCAAGAUGGAACGAAACGGACCAGGUGGAGUUUGUAGAGCAACUUUUGGCGCGAAUGUGUCACUACCAGCAUGGACACAUCAAUGCAUACCUCAAGCCGAUGUUGCAGCGGGACUUCAUCAGUAUGCUGCCCAAGAAAGGUCUAGACCAUGUAGCGGAGAAUAUCCUAUCAUAUUUAGACGCGAACUCUCUGUGCGCGGCCGAGCUGGUCUGCAGAGAGUGGCAGCGCGUCAUCAGCGAGGGUAUGCUGUGGAAGAAGCUGGUGGAACGGAAAGUCAGGACUGAUUCUUUAUGGAGGGGGCUCGCUGAAAGAAGAGGAUGGAUUUUAUACUUAUUCAAACCGAAGCCCGGAUGUCAGCAUCCCUCGCACAGCUUCUACCGACAGCUGUACCCCAAGAUUAUACAAGAUAUACAAUCUAUUGAAGACAACUGGAGGAUGGGUAGGCACAAUUUGCAGAGGAUAAACUGUCGUUCAGAGAAUUCAAAAGGCGUUUACUGCUUACAAUAUGAUGAUAACAAGAUUGUCUCCGGACUCAGAGAUAAUACCAUCAAGAUAUGGGACAGGAAGACGUUACAGUGUGUCAAGGAGCUGCAAGGACAUACAGGGUCAGUACUCUGCCUGCAGUAUGAUGAGAGAGCAAUCAUCUCCGGCUCCUCGGACAGCACAGUACGAGUGUGGGAUGUGGCCACCGGAGCCAUGCUGAACACCCUCAUACACCACUGCGAGGCUGUGCUGCAUCUCAGGUUCUGUAAUGGAAUGAUGGUUACGUGCAGUAAGGACCGUUCGAUAGCAGUAUGGGACAUGACGUCGACGACAGAGAUAAUGCUGCGGCGGGUACUGGUCGGCCACCGCGCUGCUGUUAAUGUGGUCGACUUUGACGAGAAAUACAUAGUCAGUGCCAGCGGGGAUCGUACUAUUAAAGUGAGAAUAUAUCAUACUAAUCUAUACUCUAUGCUAUAUGUUUUAAGUUUCGACAACAAGCGGAUAGUAAGCGGCGCGUACGACGGCAAGAUCAAAGUGUGGGACCUUCGCGCGGCGCUCGACGUGCGCACGCCGCACCAGGACCUCUGCCUGCGCACACUGGUCGAGCACACGGGUCGAGUGUUCCGCCUCCAGUUCGACGAGUUCCAGAUAGUGUCGUCAUCACACGACGACACUAUCCUGGUGUGGGACUUCCUGAACU
Papilio polytes (common Mormon) is the source of this 1473-nucleotide messenger RNA. RefSeq names its product F-box/WD repeat-containing protein 11 (gene slmb). The record is from RefSeq and is a predicted model, not a curated record. Gene Ontology annotation, molecular function: protein dimerization activity. The annotation marks the transcript as partial. Lineage: Eukaryota; Metazoa; Arthropoda; Insecta; Lepidoptera; Papilionidae. The transcript is spliced from 11 exons.